Funneliformis mosseae is the source of this 1245-nucleotide messenger RNA. The record is from the annotation of a GenBank genome assembly. Lineage: Eukaryota; Fungi; Glomeromycota; Glomeromycetes; Glomerales; Glomeraceae.
AUGGAAAUUGAAGAAAGUGAAGAACAUCAAGUAUAUCUUCCCGGGCAAGAAUUACAAAAGGAUGAGGUUCUUGAGGCGGAUCUGUCAGCUUACGAAAUGUUACAUCCUAUACACGUUGAAUGGCCAUGUCUCAGCUUUGAUGUUUUGUGGGAUAAUUUAGGAGAGGACAGGAAGAUGUACCCGGCCACAGCAUAUAUUGUCUCUGGAACCCAAGCGGAUAAACCAAAAAACAAUCAAUUGAUGAUAAUGAAAAUGUCCCAGCUACAUAAAACGCAAAAUGAUGAUAAAGACUCUGAUGGCUCAGAUGAUGAGGCCUUGGAUGAGAAUCCGAUCUUAGAACACAAAAGUUUAAAGCAUUAUGGAGGCGUCAAUCGCGUUAGAGUCACGCCACAAAAGGACCUUCAAAUAGCUGCUUCAUGGGCGGAAACGGGGAAAGUGCAUAUUUGGGAUUUGAAUCCAGUUAUAAAAUCGUUGGACACUACGGGUUACCAAAUUCCACAAAAAUCAUUAAAGCCGAUAUAUACGGUCGAAAGUCAUAGUACUGAGGGAUUCGCGAUGGAUUGGUCAGGAACUGUCCCCGGAAGGCUGAUAACAGGAGAUAUGCAUACACAUAUUUAUCUCACGACAAAAGCGCAAUCCAAUUUUACAGCGGACCGAAUACCGUUUGUAGGUCAUACGUCUUCGGUAGAGGACUUACAAUGGUCCCCCACAGAAAAAAAUGUAUUCGCUAGUGCCUCGGCCGAUCAAACAAUACGUAUAUGGGAUACUCGAAGUAAAAAGAAAGACGCUUUAUGUAUCAAGGCUCAUGAUUCGGACGUAAAUGUUAUUACCUGGAAUCGGAAAGUCGAUUAUCUGCUUGCUUCAGGUUCAGAUGAUGGCGUGAUAAGUAUAUGGGAUUUGCGUACUUUUGUAAAUAAAGGAACGAAACCUUCUCCUGUUGCUAACUUCAAAUGGCAUUCUGCGCCAAUCACCUCAAUCGAAUGGCAUCCCAUUGAAGAAUCAGUUCUUGGUGCAUCCGGAGCAGAUGAUCAAAUUUCCAUAUGGGAUCUUUCAGUUGAACAUGAUCCUGAAGAAAACUCUGAAAAGAUUAUCGGAAAGAAUGGCGUAGAGGUUCCCCCGCAGUUACUAUUUAUACAUCAGGGUCAAAAUGACAUCAAAGAGAUACAUUGGCAUCCACAGAUUCCCGGAUGCAUGAUUAGCACAGCUGCUUCCGGAUUCAAUAUUUUCAAGACUGUUUCUACAUAG